GUUUUUAGUACACAUGACAUAGCUUGUAUUUACUUUUCAUUUUAACAACACGUACACUAAGUUUAUACACUCUGCACUUCGUUUCUGCUCAAGCACUGAGUCCGUCUGUCAGUCAUAAUGUCCACACCAGCAAGGAGAAGACUCAUGAGAGAUUUCAAAAGGUUACAAGAGGAUCCCCCUGCCGGAGUGAGUGGGGCUCCAACAGAGAAUAACAUAAUGCUCUGGAAUGCCGUCAUAUUCGGGCCCAAAGACACACCGUUUGAUGAUGGCACCUUCAAACUAACAAUGGCCUUCUCAGAGGAGUACCCUAACAAGCCACCCACUGUUCGAUUUGUCUCUAAAAUGUUCCACCCUAAUGUUUACGCUGAUGGUAGUAUAUGUUUGGAUAUCUUACAAAAUCGCUGGAGUCCAACAUAUGAUGUAUCUUCAAUAUUAACAUCAAUACAGUCGCUACUGGACGAGCCUAACCCAAACAGUCCAGCCAAUAGUCAAGCUGCUCAGCUCUAUCAAGACAACAGGAGAGAGUAUGAAAAAAGAGUUCUGGCUAUUGUUGAAGAGAGUUGGAUGAACGCAUAGGGGCUCUGUGUGACUGAGUAGUUGUAGAUUAUAGUCCAUCAAUAAUUUUACCUUGCUACACUGUCAGUCAUGUUUGUACUUAUUAUUCUGUGAACACACUACAUGCUCAAAUGGUUUCAGAUUGACAAAA
Molecule: messenger RNA, 706 nt
Organism: Halichondria panicea
Lineage: Eukaryota; Metazoa; Porifera; Demospongiae; Suberitida; Halichondriidae
Product: ubiquitin-conjugating enzyme E2 A
Exons: 5
Coding region: 118-576 (152 amino acids)
Biological process (GO): DNA repair; proteasome-mediated ubiquitin-dependent protein catabolic process; protein polyubiquitination
Cellular component (GO): HULC complex
Molecular function (GO): ubiquitin conjugating enzyme activity
Source: RefSeq, a predicted model, not a curated record